Messenger RNA from Canariomyces notabilis, 2009 nucleotides. RefSeq lists its product as uncharacterized. Lineage: Eukaryota; Fungi; Ascomycota; Sordariomycetes; Sordariales; Chaetomiaceae. The record is from RefSeq and is a predicted model, not a curated record. Bases 424 to 1848 code for a protein of 474 amino acids. Gene Ontology annotation, cellular component: nucleus. Gene Ontology annotation, biological process: regulation of DNA-templated transcription; aflatoxin biosynthetic process. The transcript has a single exon. Gene Ontology annotation, molecular function: DNA-binding transcription factor activity, RNA polymerase II-specific; zinc ion binding; DNA binding.
CAUAGCAAAUCCCCUGCUGCAACCCUCCCAAAGAAGCAAGCCCACCGGCUUCAGAGGACGGCCUAAUUAUCCGCCGUGCUCGGAUUGUCAUCGAGUUAACCACAGCUCUUUUGCGAGGUUUCGCUAGGACACCUGCUACUUCAGGAUCCAGUUUGAAUCGUCAGUUCGUAAGCACUAGCAAGGGCGGUGCCCACGCCAAGGAAUACAAGCUUCUCAAGCUUUUGAGCUCUCAGACCAGCCAAGCUGCCAAGAUAAAUAUGUCAACCACGGCACAGCUGUGCUGCUGUCAGUAUGGUGCUGUUCAGGUAACGUUGGUUCUUUAGACUUUAGACGAAGCUCGUGAUUUGGAGUCCAAGGGUAUUUUCAUUGCACGCCGCCUGCCUCGAACAAAACCCAUAUUUCGAAAGAGAAGAAAACUUGAACAUGGUCGACAGAGAAGCUGGCACACAGACUGGGCCCGGACCUCGGUCGCAGUGGCGGAGCUCCAAGCUGCGUGACAGUUGCCAGGCCUGUGCCGUGUCCAAGGUCAAGUGCCCUAAGCAGAAGCCGGCAUGCUCGAGGUGCGAAAGCCGUAACAUUGCAUGCGAGUACUUCUUCACGAAGCGCCCAGGACGGAGGCGCGAGAACAGUACGGCCGGCCAGAAAACGACGGCCUCGUCCGGCCCCGCCACGCCCGAGCCCAUCUCCGGGCCCGCGUCCAACACCGAGCUUGACGGCAGCUGGACCCGGUAUGCUGAUACAAUCCAUGCCCUGCAACCGAUUCCGAGACCCUACUUCCUGCCCGGGAUCACAACACCACCGGGCGAUGGGCCGCCCAGCCUCCGCAUCCCGGCCUCACCCAGAAUAGCGGAGAACAUGUCUGCAACCAACGGCUCAGAACUGUUUUCGGUGCUUGCGAACAUGAAUGCAACCGCGCUCAGCCUGGCAUAUUUCUCGUCUGACGUCAGCGACAUGGACUUUAUCACAUCGGGCAUGGAAUCCCCCCCUGAGCUGUCCAUGCAGGACGUCAGCGACAGCAGCAGCAGCAGCAACACCCAGUCGCAGAUCGAUGUUGCCUCGCUUCUCAUGCCGGUCGGAAAUGACACCCACGCCUCGGACUCUUCUGCUGCCUCAGAAUCAUCAUCCUCGUCGGCAGCUGAUCUCCUAAACGCAGCAUCCGGUGCAACCCCACCUCCAUCCAACAUAACCCAACGUCCUACGGGUGGGCCGCUCACUAUUGACACCCCGACACCGCCGCCAUCGUGUGGCUGCUUGGCUCGGGCACUAGAUCUGCUCAAGACGCUUUCGUCGACCAACAAUCCCAAUUCCCCUGCUAGCGCCACGCUUGUGGGCUCCGAUGCCACUGUUCGGGUCAGCGACCCGGUACAGACUCGGACUGUGCUCCAGAAGAACAAACAAGGCAUCGAAGCGGUUGAAGGCAUGCUUGCAUGCUCCUCGUGCACCCAUGACAGCUUCUUGCUCACCGUCCUGGCGACGGCGGUCCUCAAGAUUCUUGAGCUCUACUCAGCCGCCGCUUCAAGCCCCCCGCCGCAUCCCGGUGUGGAGCCAGAGGCGGAUGACAAGACAACCAGACAGGCCAAGCUCGUCCUCAGCGAGCUGCACCGCGCCCAGAGGGUGGUGAAUAAGCUGUCACCCAAGCUCAAGGCGCCGCCUUCUCCCGAAAGGUCCAUGCCAAAACAUGGUGGAUCAGGAAGCCGAUGGCCGGUGAUCGGGGAGCCAUUGCCGGCCUCGGGGUUGCAGACUAUUUCGCCGUUCUCGGUUGGGACAUUGGAAAUGGUUGCGAACGACGUGCGGAACUGCCUGGGGACGCUGUCAGCUGAGCUCAUCAAUAACCUUCGGCAGAUCUGAUACAUGGUACUCGCAGCAGGUUGGCGUUGUUGGCUUGUUAGAGCAUGUAUGUGUCACCGAUGUCAAUUGAUUGAGAACGACCCUGGCUGUGAAAUCUUCAGGGUUUCACUUUGUGGGAAUGUCACGGUUUUUGUGUAUCCUGUAUGUACUGUACUCCACAU